Gracilinanus agilis (Agile Gracile Mouse Opossum) is the source of this 1793-nucleotide messenger RNA. It is a transcript of the gene STK32C, whose product is annotated as serine/threonine kinase 32C. NCBI's taxonomy places the organism in Eukaryota, Metazoa, Chordata, Mammalia, Didelphimorphia, Didelphidae. Gene Ontology annotation, molecular function: G protein-coupled receptor binding; G protein-coupled receptor kinase activity; ATP binding. The transcript is spliced from 10 exons. The record is from RefSeq and is a predicted model, not a curated record. Bases 16 to 1134 code for a protein of 372 amino acids. Gene Ontology annotation, biological process: regulation of signal transduction; protein phosphorylation; G protein-coupled receptor signaling pathway.
CGGGACACGGAGAAGAUGUAUGCCAUGAAGUACAUGAACAAGCAGCAGUGCGUCGAGCGGGACGAGGUCCGCAAUGUGUUCCGGGAGCUGGAGAUCCUGCAGGACAUCGAGCACGUGUUCUUGGUGAACCUCUGGUACUCCUUUCAGGACGAAGAGGACAUGUUCAUGGUGGUGGAUCUGCUCCUGGGCGGCGACCUUCGCUACCAUCUGCAGCAGAACGUGCAGUUCACCGAGGAGACGGUCAGGCUGUACAUCUGCGAGAUGGCCCUCGCCCUGGACUACCUGCGCAGCCGGCGCAUCAUCCACAGAGACGUGAAGCCGGACAACAUCCUCCUGGACGAACAAGGACACGCGCAUUUGAGCGACUUCAACAUCGCCACGAUCAUCCGGGACGGGGAACGAGCCACAGCGUUAGCAGGGACCAAGCCUUACAUGGCUCCAGAGAUCUUCCAUUCCUUUGUCAGCGGAGGGACAGGCUACUCCUUUGAAGUGGACUGGUGGUCAAUGGGCGUGAUGGCUUAUGAGCUGCUCCGUGGCUGGAGACCCUACGACAUCCACUCGAGCAACCCAGUGGAGUCGCUGGUGCAGCUGUUCAGCACCGUGAGCGUCCAGUAUGUCCCAACGUGGUCCAAGGGGAUGGUCAGACUUCUGAGAAAGCUCCUCACCGUGAGCCCCGAGCACCGCUUUUCCAGCCUGACAGACAUCCAGGCCUCCCCCUACCUGGCUGACAUCCUGUGGGACGAGCUGAGCCAGAAGAAGGUGGAGCCUGGCUUUGUGCCCAACAAGGGACGCCUGCACUGUGACCCCACCUUUGAGCUGGAGGAGAUGAUCCUCGAAUCCAGGCCCCUGCACAAGAAGAAGAAGAGGCUAGCCAAGAACAAGUCGAGGGACAACAGCAAGGACAGCUCCCAGUCGGAAAACGAUUACCUUCAGGAGUGUCUUGAGGCCAUCCAGCAAGACUUUGUGAUUUUUAACAGAGAAAAGCUGAAGAGGAGCCAGGCCCCGGAGGCCCUAGACAAGGGCGUGCCUGUCCCGGAGGCCACGGAGGAGGCCGGGCCGGACGCAGAGCCAGACGUGGAGAGCUCCCGCUUCCACAUGUGUAGCUCCGUGUGCCCCUCGGCAGGCAGUAGCUAGGCGGGCGGCGGAAGAGCCCGAGCCCUCCGGCCUCUGGAAAUCCUCGUUCUCAGGUGGCAAAGGUGAAUCUCUGGCUAGAGCCGGAGCCGGAGCGCUGCCGCGGGGAAGGCGACUCGUGCCCGCUCUCGUUUAGCCAGCCAAGAGCUUGCAAAGGCAGCCUUAGCUGACCGCGUUCCUGAACUCGCCGGGGUGAGGCGUCUGCUCCCGGGGGGCGCCCCGAACGUGCCUGCCGUGGCCCCGUCCGCUUCGGGGGGGCUGGAUCGCGAGCCCAGGACACACUCCAUUUUCUCCGCUCGGAGGUCACCGAGAAGGGCCUGGGCCUGCGGGGUCCCUGCAUGCACACGACCCCCAGGGGCUGCCCCACUCGGUGAGAAGGGCUCCUUCCCAAGAAGUGCCAGGGGAGGUCCGGUGGGCCGGCCUCCCUCCUCCUCCGGCCGCUGCCAGCUGUACAUACUGCCUUUUCCACUCUUUGGAAGCCUUUCCUGGCCGGGCCUGGGGGCCAGUUUCUGUUCCGGCCUCGAGCUGCCCAUCCGUGCCGGGCCCCGAGGACGUCGUCUGGGAGGAGCGGACGGGGCGAGGGCCGGGGCUCUCGGCCGUCCCGGCCAUUUGCUUCCCUUCUGUAUCCGUUUCACCUUCAUUGAUUAAACGAUGAGGAACAA